AUGAAAUCACAACUAAUGACACAAGAGUUACAUUUCAUUUUUCUGCUUUCCAAAACAGUUUGUUCAGACAUCAUGAGUCUCUUGGAAAUUAUUGUGUCCAUUGCAAUUCUGUCAGAAAUUAUUCUUGGAACCUUUGCCAAUGUCUUCAUUGUUCUGGUGAAUUACACUGACUGCAUCAAGAGAAGAACAUUCUCCUUAGCUGAUCGAAUUCUCAUUGCUCUGGCCUUCUUCAGGAUUGUUGUGCUUUUGAUAAUAUUAAUGAAUUGGUGCUUAACUGUGUUUCAUCUAGCUUUGUCUUUACAAGUACGGUUUAGUAUUUGUGUUGGCUGGGCAGUAGCCAACCAUUUUAAUACAUGGCUUGCAGCUAUACUCAGCUUACUUUAUUUGUUGAAGAUAAGUAAUUUCUCUAAUCUUAUUUUUCUUGUUCUGAAAGGAAAAAUCAAGAGUGUCCUUAUUGGUGUACUUUUGACAAGUUUGGUCCUUUUAUUUCCUAAUAUUAUGAUAGUAACCAUAUGUGAGCUAACCCAAGCGAAUGGACAAGGAGGAAACUUGACUGGGAAGACCAAACUGACUUAUUUCAUGAACCUAAACUUGAUCACUUUCACUCUGGACAAUGUCAUCCCCUUCACCAUAUCCAUGAUCUGUUUUCUUCUGUUAAUCUAUUCCCUGUGUAAACACCUAAGGACAAUGAAGCUUUAUGGAAAAGGAUCCCAUGAUGCUAGUGCUUUAGCUCACAUUAAGGCUUUGAAAGCUGUGAUCUCCUUUCUGUUGUUAUUUUCGAUGUUUAUUCUGUCUCUAAUCAUAUCAGGUUAUAAUUAUACAAAGUCUCUAGAUGACCCAGUCCACAUGAUUUGCCAGGUUAUUGGAGCCUUGUAUCCUUCAAGCCAUUCUUAUAUCUUGCUAUGGGGAAAUAAGAGGAUCAAACGUGCUUUUGUGUUGACAAUGCUACAGCUGAGGGCAAGGCUCUGGCUGAAAGAACAGAAACCUUGA
Arvicanthis niloticus (Nile rat) is the source of this 990-nucleotide messenger RNA. RefSeq names its product taste receptor type 2 member 136-like. Gene Ontology annotation, cellular component: membrane. Lineage: Eukaryota; Metazoa; Chordata; Mammalia; Rodentia; Muridae. Gene Ontology annotation, biological process: G protein-coupled receptor signaling pathway; detection of chemical stimulus involved in sensory perception of bitter taste; sensory perception of taste. Gene Ontology annotation, molecular function: bitter taste receptor activity; G protein-coupled receptor activity. The record is from RefSeq and is a predicted model, not a curated record.